AUGGUUGCCACCAAGUGCAAAGGAACCGACAAUCGACCCCCUCCGCCCUUUACCAAUGAACAAGCCGUCUUUUCCUUCUUUGGCAGCUUUGUGCUGCUGACGUUGCCGGCCGGUAUUGGCCACUCGUUGGUGACUAGCUAUGGCAGCAACUACCUGUUGCUGAUGCCACCAUUUGGAGCCUUUAUCUGUCUGCAAUUCGGUUUGACCCAAGCCCCGGCAGCUCAACCAAGGAGCUGUCUCUUGGGACAGCUGCUUUCUGUCAGCAUUGCCUUGAUUAUAUCUGUGAUUCCAUUGCUUCCCGUUUGGUUCAAGCAAGUGUUGGGUACAUCUCUGGCGAUUGGCGCCAUGACUCGUUGCGGAAUCACCCAUCCUCCCGCCGGUGCUUCUGCCUUUUUGUUUUCAUCUGGCACCUAUGGCAUGACUCAUUUCGUGCUCCUCCUGGCGGGUAAUGUCCUGGCCAUUAUUGUUGGUUCCAUCAUCAACAAUACUUCUGAAAAACGGCAGUACCCAACUUACAUUGCCAUGGGCUGCAAUCCAAAGGAUGCCUAUGAGUACUUGAAACGAGAUUAG
Molecule: messenger RNA, 570 nt
Organism: Seminavis robusta
Lineage: Eukaryota; Bacillariophyta; Bacillariophyceae; Naviculales; Naviculaceae
Source: the annotation of a GenBank genome assembly